AUGUUCGCGUCCGUGGGGCCCAGAGGCGGUCCUCGCCCAGCUCUCGCCCAGGCCGUCCCAGAGCCAGACCUGAGCCACCUGACCGAGGAGGAGCGCAAGAUUAUCCUGGCGGUUCUGGCCCGGCAGCGGGAGGAGGAGGCGAAGGAGGAGGCGAUGCUAAAGGAGGAGAAGCCGAUCCAGGCUCGGACCGUCAACCUGGUGGGACAGAAGAAACCUCCACAGCAAAACGACGUCAGAGGGAUCCAGCAGCAGUUGUCGAGUUAUCGGGAGAGUGUGAUCCGCCAGGCCUCGGCUGCCGCCUCGGGUCACCGUGACGACGCUCCCACCUGCGGAAUCUGCCACAAGACCAAGUUUGCCAAUGGCUGCGGAAACCUCUGCUCCUACUGCCACACCAAGUUCUGUGCCCGCUGUGGAGGGAGGGUCUCUCUGCGCUCCAACACGGAGGACAAAGUGGUGAUCUGGGUGUGUAAUAACUGCCGUAAACAGCAGGAGCUCCUGACUCGACCAGGAGACUGGUUCAGCUCAGACUCUGCUGCUCUGGGGUCGGCCGUCAGUGAACCCUCCGUGUGUCAAAGGUCACGCUCCCAAGCUCCCGCCCCCUCCAUCCACGCAGCACCAGGCUCCGCCCCCGCCUCCCUUGACCCCAACAGAGCAGCUCCACCAGGGGGCGUCGCAGGAGACCCACGGUCACGAAGCGAGCCACCACGAGACGUGAGGAAUGGUCGCGGGGGCGGAGCCGGCGGCCGCACUCAGCCCCGCCUCCAGACUCAGGUGUCGAUGGACAGAGACCUGCGCGGAGAGAGAGAGCGCAGAGAGAGCAGACGACUCACCAAAGGACGCUCACUGGAGCACGACCCUGUGGGAGGGGGCGGGGUCAAACGGACCGCGGACCAAUCGGGGCCUGUGCCCUCCGGGGGGCGUGGCCAGGCCAUACAGGGGCAGGGGCCGGAGGGGUUAGGCCCGGGACAGGGCCCCGCGGCUGGGCUACAGUCUCAGACAAACCCACCUGAGCUCAGAGAACCUCCGCACGGCCUGGCCGUCAGACGGACCAAACGCGAAAAGGCCGAAAGUAUGCUACGCAAUGAUUCGCUCAGCUCUGACCAAUCAGAAUCACUCAGGCCGCCGCCCCCACGCCCAUAUAAGUCAAAACGCGGGGCGGGCGGGAAAAGGCAAACGAGUAUGAGCAGCUCUGAAGAAGAGGGCGGAACCACGCCAGAGUACAGCAGCUGUGAAGACGCAGAGAUCGAGAGUGUCAGUGAGAGAGGUGACUGGGAGUGCUACCCUCAUGACCCAACGGUAUGGCACCAUCCUGUGAACUGGCAGCCGUCCAAAGAAGGAGACCAUCUGAUUGGACGCAUCACCCUGAGCAAGAGGAGCGCCACCAUGCCCAAGGAGGCCGGGGCUCUGCUGGGGCUCAAGGUGGUGGGAGGCAGAGUGACAGAGUCGGGGAGGUUAGGAGCUUUUAUCACCAAAGUGAAGAAGGGAAGUCUGGCUGACGUGGUGGGACAUCUACGAGCAGGAGAUGAGGUUCUGCAGUGGAACGGGAAGCUGCUUCCUGGAGCCACUAUGAAGGAGGUCUAUAACAUCAUCCUGGAGUCUCAGUCUGAGCCUCAGGUCGAGCUGCUCGUGUCUCGACCAAUCGGGGUUUAUAGAAAUUAUCAUGAUAUCCCAAGAAUCCCCGACACGUCCCACCCUCCAUUAGAAUCUACAGGUUCCAGUUCUUUUGAGUCCCCAAAGGAGAGACCGACCCUAAAUGUCCUGUCCCCCUCCAGUCCCGGGACGCUGCAAGACGCUCCACAGCUCAUGCCUGGAGAGCUGUCGGUGAAGCUGUGGUACGAUAAAGCCGGGCACCAGCUGAUCGUGAACGUGCUCCAGGCCAGAGAGCUCCCUGUGAGGCCAGACGGACGCCCACGUAGCCCGUACGUCAAGAUGUACUUCCUCCCUGACAGAAGUGACAAGAGCAAGCGUCGGACCAAAGCAGUGAAGAAGACGGUGGAGCCCAAAUGGAACCAGACCUUUGUGUAUUCUCACGUUCAUCGACGAGACUUCAGAAACCACAUGUUAGAGCUGACCCUAUGGGACCAGCCCAGGUCUCCAAACGAGGACAGUGUCUUCAUGGGAGAGAUCUUGAUAGAGUUGGAGACGGCGUUGCUGGAUGAUAAACCUCACUGGUAUCCUCUUCAGACCCAUGAUGUCUCCUCCAUCCCUCUGCCCCGCCCCUCCCCCUUCCUCUCCAGACGCCACAUCCACCCUGACGGCCCGGCUAAGAAGCUACAGCGAUCUCAGCGUCUGUCUGAACCCGAGUUUGACGAUGGCGCCCCUCUAGUGUCCAAAGCAGCAGAGUCCAGAGGCAGAGAGAGGCAAAGGGAGACUAGCUCUACUCUGGAAGUCCCCGAUCCUCAAAGAACUCCCUCACACCACAUCCGCUCCAGAUCUGUGUCUCCUCAUCGAGAAGAGCAGGGAAGAACCAGGUCCAGACCGCCCAACGUACCUGCCCAGAGGAGUUUGGAUGAUGAGCUUCCUCACAGCCGGAGAUCCCGCUCCCCCAACCGACACUACGACCCCCGAGGGAGACAGGAGUACGUCGACGACAGUGAGGUCAUCAUGCUCCACCAAUCACAGCGAGGCAAAAGUGCAGAGUGCCUCCACACCAGUGACCUACAGCCCGCUCUGGACAGGGUUAGGAGCGCUAGCGCCACCUGUCUCACUCCAGAGUCAUUCUCACUUUCUCCUCAGGCAGACAGACAGUCUUUGUCCCACACGUUGCCGCGGAGACGCCCGGCCAGCCCCAGGAUCCUAAUCCAACACGCUUCCCCCGAAGAUGACAGACUUCAGACAGUGGAGGGUCCAGCUCCGGGCAGGACUGUCCCAGGAGCCAGGGGCCACCUGCAAGGCGGCGUUCCUGCGUCCUCUGCACCGCGAAAAGUCAGACAGCUUCCUCAACUUCCUCCCAAAAGCAACUCCGUCGAACAAGCGCUGGUAGCAGAGGAACGCGUCCGACAGCUGCAGAGAAGAGUUCACUCGAACAGAAUGUCCACAGCCUCAGCCUCAAGUCAACAAGAGCUGGACCGAACGCUCAAACACAAGAGAGAGAUGUACAAGGACCAGCGGCGCAGCAGUGAGAACGUGUCCCACAAAUCCUCAGACAGUGAUGUCAGCGAUGUGUCGGCCAUUUCACGAACCAGCAGCGCCCUGAGCAGCACCAGCUACAUCUCCAUCCAAUCAGAGCGGCCAGGACGCUUCAGGCGUGCGAUGCGGGCCACAGGCCGCCACAUAAUGAAGAGCAGUAGUAUGAGCAGUGAAAUCUACGGCUUGGACCACCCGGACGGCAGCCAAUCAGACACAGCGCUGGGCACGUGCGGCAGCGGCAUCAAGAAACGCCGCUCCAGCCUCAGCCAAAGAGUGGUCGCCAUCCUCCCCUCGAGAAGGAGCCGGAGCACCUCCCAACUCAGCCAGACCGAAGCGGCGGGUAAGGCGGCAGACAGACAGAAAGAGGCUCCGGCGGGUAAGAAGGUGAGCAAAGCAGCUUCCAGCUCCAUCCAGCGCAGCGUGGAGACUGGGAUGGCUGUGGAGUUUCCUCGAGGAAGCACCACCAUGAACAGACAAGCCAGCAGGGAAUCGACGGACGGAAGCCUCUACAGCUCUGAGGGGAAUCUGAUCUUCUCAGGGAUGCGUCUGGGCACAGACAGUCAGUUCAGUGACUUCCUGGACGGGUUGGGGCCAGGGCAGCUGGUUGGACGACAGACGCUGGCCACGCCUGCCAUGGGAGAUGUCCAGAUUGGGCUCCAGGACAAGAAGGGUCAGCUGGAAGUGGAGGUGAUCCGAGCCAGAGGCCUUAUCUCCAAACCCGGAGCCAAAUCUCUUCCAGCUCCCUAUGUAAAGGUGUACCUGCUGGAGAAGGGGAACUGUAAAGCCAAAAAGAAAACCAAGAUCGCUCGAAAAACUCUGGAGCCUCUGUAUCAGCAGCACCUGCUGUUUGAGGAGGGCCCCCAGGGAAAGGUGCUACAGGUGAUCGUGUGGGGGGACUACGGCCGCCUGGACCACAAAUGCUUCAUGGGUGUAGCACAGAUUUUAUUGGAGGACUUGAAUCUUUCCAGCACCGUGAUUGGCUGGUACAAACUCUUCCCUCCGUCCUCGUUGGUGGACCCCACAUUAGCGCCUCUCACGCGACUAGCAUCUCAGACUUCUUUGGACUCAGGACCACCCCCUGGUGUUCGAUCCUAG
Boleophthalmus pectinirostris (great blue-spotted mudskipper) is the source of this 4224-nucleotide messenger RNA. RefSeq names its product regulating synaptic membrane exocytosis protein 1-like. Bases 1 to 4224 code for a protein of 1407 amino acids. NCBI's taxonomy places the organism in Eukaryota, Metazoa, Chordata, Actinopteri, Gobiiformes, Gobiidae. The record is from RefSeq and is a predicted model, not a curated record. Gene Ontology annotation, molecular function: transmembrane transporter binding; small GTPase binding. Gene Ontology annotation, cellular component: presynaptic membrane; cytoskeleton of presynaptic active zone. The transcript is spliced from 32 exons. Gene Ontology annotation, biological process: positive regulation of synaptic transmission; intracellular protein transport; regulation of membrane potential.